AUGGCAGACCCGGACAACGGUUGGCGUUUUGCCCAGUGUUUUGGGGACAAGGGAGACGUUGAGGAUGUAACAGAAGCCGAUAUCAUAUCGGCCGUGGAGUUCGACACGUCUGGCGACUUCCUUGCGACCGGAGACAAAGGUGGACGCAUUGUUUUGUUCGAAAGGAACGAAGGCAAAAAGGGCUGUGAAUACAAGUUCUACACGGAAUUUCAGUCGCACGAGCCAGAGUUCGACUAUUUAAAGAGUUUGGAGAUCGAGGAGAAAAUCAACAAGAUUAGAUGGUGUAGACGCCAGAAUGCCGCUCACUUCCUCUUGUCUACCAAUGACAAAACGAUCAAGCUCUGGAAGAUUUUCGAGAAGCCCCUAAAGGUCGUUUCAGAGACGAAUCUACCGGUAGACGCUACACCAGCACGAGGAAAUCUGUCCAAAUCGUCACUCAAACUACCGCGCUUGAUACACCAUGACACGAUGAUUGCCGCAGUACCACGGAAGAUAUACCAGAACGCCCAUGCCUACCAUAUCAACUCCAUAUCAGUGAACUCUGACGGCGAGACAUAUCUCUCCGCGGAUGACUUACGGAUCAACCUUUGGAACCUGAACGUUUCCGACCAGAGUUUCAAUGUCGUCGAUAUCAAACCUGUGAACAUGGAAGAGUUGACGGAAGUCAUCACCGCAGCCGAGUUCCAUCCAUCGCAGUGCAACUUGUUUGUGUAUAGCAGCAGCAAGGGGACAAUCAAGCUGAAUGAUAUGAGAAUGGCAGCCUUGUGUGAUCGCCACUCGAAGCUGUUCGAAGAGGAGGAGGACCCACAAAACAAGUCAUUUUUCUCGGAAAUCAUUUCGUCGAUAUCCGACUUGAAGUUCAGCCGGGAUGGACGUUACAUCUUGUCGAGGGACUACCUGACGCUCAAGAUCUGGGACAUUAACAUGGAAUCAAAGCCCGUUCAAACGAUAAAUAUACAUGAUCAGCUCAAGAGCAAGCUCUGCGACCUCUACGAGAACGAUUGCAUAUUUGACAAGUUCGAGUGCACAUUCAGCGGGAACGGCCAGUCUGUUUUGACGGGAUCUUACAACAACUACUUCCACGUGUAUGACUUGGAAAACAACAACGACGUUGUCCUACAAGCGGACAAGAGCGCGUUCAAGGCAAAACGAGUAGGAUCGACAAAGAACAAGCCAGGGGCAACGGGUUUUGCCAACAACCGAAAACAGCGGUCCGAGGACAUCUCCUUCUCAGACCCCGCCGACUUUUCCAAAAAGAUUCUGCACGCGUCCUGGCAUCCUCAGGAGAAUACCGUAGCACUGGCCGCGACAAACAACUUGUUUUUGUUCCAACAAUAG
Fimicolochytrium jonesii is the source of this 1338-nucleotide messenger RNA. Its product is annotated as protein phosphatase 2A regulatory subunit PR55. Gene Ontology annotation, molecular function: protein binding; protein phosphatase regulator activity. Gene Ontology annotation, cellular component: protein phosphatase type 2A complex; cytosol. The transcript is spliced from 7 exons. Bases 1 to 1338 code for a protein of 445 amino acids. Lineage: Eukaryota; Fungi; Chytridiomycota; Chytridiomycetes; Spizellomycetales; Powellomycetaceae. Gene Ontology annotation, biological process: peptidyl-serine dephosphorylation. The record is from RefSeq and is a predicted model, not a curated record.